Molecule: messenger RNA, 1195 nt
Organism: Aquila chrysaetos chrysaetos
Lineage: Eukaryota; Metazoa; Chordata; Aves; Accipitriformes; Accipitridae
Gene: VOPP1
Product: VOPP1 WW domain binding protein
Exons: 5
Coding region: 405-911 (168 amino acids)
Cellular component (GO): cytoplasmic vesicle membrane
Source: RefSeq, a predicted model, not a curated record
CCGCACUGCCCUCCGCCUCGCCUCGCCUCGCCUCGCCUCGCCGCGGCGCUGCCCGCCCGCCCGGCUCCGGCCGCCGCCGAGGGAAUCGGCGGGUCAGCCCGCCCUCGCCCUCGCCCUGCUCUGGGGCGUCCCCGCCGCUUUACCCCGCCUCGUCCCUCUGCCCCCGGCGCGGGCUUCUCGCCGCCCCUUCCCCCGGGUUGUCUGUCAGCCCGCCCUGCUCGCUGCUCGUCCGUGUCCGUGUCCGUGUCCGUGUCCGUGUCCGUGUCCGUGUCCCCCCCGCCGCCCCCGGAGCUCCCCCGCCGCCAGGGAUGGCGCCGCUGACAGCGCCCGUCCGCGCCUGAGCCGGUAGGGGCGAGCCCGCCGCCGCCGCGGGAGGAGGAGGAGGAGGAGGAGGAAGAAGAGAGAUGAACCGCUUCCAGCCCGGGGUCGCGCUGCUGCUCUCGCUGCUGUGGGAGUGUACGGAGGCCAAAAAGCAUUGCUGGUACUUUGAAGGAUUAUAUCCUACAUAUUAUAUAUGUCGCUCCUAUGAGGAUUGCUGUGGUUCAAGAUGCUGUGUAAGAGCUCUCUCUAUCCAGCGACUAUGGUAUUUUUGGUUCCUUUUGAUGAUGGGAGUUUUGUUCUGUUGUGGAGCUGGUUUCUUUAUCCGAAGGCGAAUGUACCCUCCUCCACUAGUAGAAGAACCUACUUUUAACGUGUCUUACACCAGACAACCAGUCAACACUGCAUCAGGGUCACAACAAUCUGGAGUGCCGUAUUACACAGACCCAGGUGGACCUGUGAUGAAUCCCAUGGCUAUGGCUUUCCACGUCCAGCCCAAUUCCCCGCAAGGAAACCCAGUUUACCCACCCCCACCCUCCUACUGCAACACACCACCUCCCCCUUACGAGCAGGUGGUGAAAUCCUCCACGUGAGGACUCUCUGGCUUUCUGACCUGACUGUGUGAGAAGAAGGUGCCAUUGCAAAAUGACCGAGAUGGAGGGCAGCCGCCCUUUUGAACACUUGCUAGUUCUCCAAGUCCUCUCUCCCUCCCUUCCCUGCACCUUUCCUCAUUAAAGUUACUUGCAAAGGGGUAAUUUUUAAAAUUCUUUUCUUUUUUUUUUUUUUUUUUUAGUAGAAGUGGAUUUUUUUCUUUGUCUUCAUAAUGACAGAAGUUGUCUUUGUAAUGCUUUUAAUGGAAACCUAUAUUUAAAACCUG